AGCGAAGGUCUCACAGAGCAGCCGAGCCGCCAGCCGCAGCCUGGCCGCAGGAGCAUUUGAACGCAUCACUUUACGUGCGCUUUAAUAGAGAUCUAGUAUUUCUUUUAUACUGUCGAGAACUGUGAGAUAGCGUGAAAAGAUAACAAAAAAUAGUAAUCAUACAAAGCGUUGGACGUCACCCCAUCUCCGGGGUUAAAAACUUCAUCCACUUUUGCUGUUAAUCCUACUUGCACAAGGAGCAAGAACUUGAAAAUGGAGAGCCUGCACACCCACUGCCUUAAAUGCAUCAAUAGAAGAUGCAUGGUGAGGCCAGAGAUGGGUGUUUCCUGUGACCUCAUUGGCUGUCCCCUCGUCUGUGGGGCAGUUUUUCACACAUGCAAACUAGAGGAACAUCGUCUACUGUGUCCAUAUGAAAGGGUGCCUUGCCUCAACAGGGGAUUCGGUUGCCCAUUUACUAUUGCAAGGAUAAAGAUGGCAGAACAUCUUGAGAUGUGUCCAGCAAGUGUGGUGUGUUGCACUAUGGAGUGGAACCGCUGGCCUGUGAGCUAUGCUGAUCGCAAGUCAUAUGAAAACUUGAGUAAAGACUUUGAUGAGGUGGAGCAGCUAGACAUGGCCUUGGCCCUGCAGGAUCAGAGGAUGCUGUUAGAGUCCCUGAAGGUGACAACCACUGUGUCAAAAAAUGGAGAUAAGCAAGAUGAUGAAAGUGACAAGAUGGCAACAGCGUCAAGUGCAGCAGAGACGAUGCUAAGUAACGGAACAGUAGACAUGGAACAGGAGCCCUAUAAUCAGUUGUACAAGGCCUCGGUGGAGACUAGCAGAAGUUUAGCGGCUGCUUUGGACAUCCUUACAAAUUCUAAAGAGGUUGACGUCAUUGUAGGAAAUUUAAACGGGGAAAAGACUGAUAAGAAUGGAGAGCUGCACAUCGGAGAAAACGGUGAUAGUCAUGGUGAUUAUGCUGCUGAGGGUGUGAAGAAUGUAGAUAUGAGCGAUAGUGAUUCUGAUUCGUAUUGUGAGCUUGGUGCAGUUGGAGGAGUGGACUGUGCAGUCGGGACAGAUGGGGAAGAGGAUGGCAUUAAUUGGGUGGAACAACAUGAGUUUGUUGAGUUGCAUGUUGAAAAGGAGGAUGAGGACAUUAUCAAUGAGCCAAUAAAUGAUUCCUACUAUGUCAGGCCAGAGAUGCCUUAUCAUUCCAUGCCUGUUGUAGCACUGGAACCAACUGUGCCCCCACCAGCACCGCUUUCACCUCAAAUGCCGUUCCUGCUGCCUGAUCACGUGCGAAAUAAUUUGUUGCAGCACCUGCCCAUUGAACUCGGGUAUAGGUGCCUGGAGCGCAAGCUGCAGAAUGUAGAAGUGCUCAGAGGAAUGAGUGUGUUUACAUUCAAUGGGCGACGGGCUCUGCUGUCAGACCCUUACUUGUUUCGUGCAAAGAUGGAGGACAAAGCAGUAGACACGUCUGACCUGGAAGUUUCAGAUGACCCCAUGGGCCUCCACGGCAUUGAUCUCAUUACUGCAGCUCUGCUCUUCUGCCUCGGGGACUCUCCGGGAGGCAGAGGAAUCUCAGACAGCAGGUUUGUCGAUGGCUACCACAUUGACUUUGGCACGCAGACAUUCUCCUUUCCUUCAGCCAUUCUUGCAACCAACACCAUGGUGGGAGACAUUGCGUCAGCCUCGGCCUGUGAUCACGCCAGCCCACAGCUUUCCAACCCGAGCCCCUUCCACACUCUCAGGCUGGACUUGGUGCUUGAAUGUGUGGCCCGAUACCAAACCAAGCAGCGCUCCAUGUUCACUUUUGUAUGCGGGCAGCUGUUCCGGCGGGAUGAGUUCUCCUCUCAUUUCAAAAAUGUUCAUGGCGAUAUCCAUGCUGGACUCAAUGGCUGGAUGGAGCACCGCUGCCCCCUGGCCUACUAUGGCUGCACCUACUCCCAAAGACGAUUCUGCCCAUCUGUACAAGGAUCGAGAAUCAUCCAUGAUAGGUACCUUGGCUCGUUCGGGGUGCAACCUGGUUUACCCUUGAGGACAGGGGACAGCAUCCCCAGAAAUACCUGCUCCUUUGGCUCUCAGUGCGAUCAUCUCAGCAGUCUUCCAUUUGAGGUGUUACAGCAUGUAGCCAGCUUCCUGGAUGGCUUUAGCUUGUGCCAGCUGUCCAGGGUAUCCCGCACCAUGAGAGAAGUGUGUGCCAGCCUUCUUCAGAUGCGAGGCAUGGUUGUCCUGCUUUGGGACAAGAAACGGCGUGCCGAUGGGUCUUCUUCGUGGCAGAUAACAGAUAAGGUGUGGCGAUUCAGCACAGCCUUCGGUACCGUCAAUGAGUGGAAGUUUGCCAACAUCGCCAGCAUGGCCGACCAUCUCAAGAAGUGCAAGUUUAAUACGAUUGCACGUCGGGAGGAGGCAAUCCCUCUGCCAUGCAUGUGUUUCACCAGAGAACUGACAAAAGAGGGAAGGUGUUUACGUUCGGUCCUGAAGCCAGUAGCAUGAGUGAUUCUUGAAGAUAGGAUCAGCCUUUUUGAACUCUCUCAAGCUGUCAUAAACUCAAUUUACAGCUGUAUUUUCCUCCAGCGUUUACAAACAUUAGAAUUUGAAGUUUCAUCCAACCUCAGCAUACGUGGAAAAAUCAUGUUUGGUUGUCACAUACUGUAAGUUUUGUGUUUUGUUUUGUUUUUACAAUGUCAAACAUGUUCAUGAUCCCAUAAAUUAGAAGAUAAACGCAGCCAGUGGUGGGGCGGUCUUUCAGCUGAGACCGUCGUACUGCAGUUACAGAUCAGGACUGUAAACAAGCAAAUUUGAGUGCUAGCCUUGUAUCUUCCGCUCUGAUGGAUAUACAAAUACCAACAUAGUCAAGUUUUACUCUUACAUGUUCUGGCAAUGUGUAAAUAUUGUGUUUUGACUUAGAUUUUUUUUUUAUUUUUAUAUCAGAAAAUCAGUACUGUGCUGCAGUGGAGAUGAGAGCGGAGCCUUAACUUACGAUACACUUGAUUUCUAGUUAUGAGGCGGUUCUGAACUUCUCGGUGAGAUUUCUGAACUUCCUCCUGCUGGAAUAGUUUACUGGUAUCUUAUCUUGCACAGUUUUGUAUCUUACUUUGAUACCUAGAGUGACCAUACAUGUGUUAUGCUCAAAACUCAGUAGUUUUCAUUGAGAUUUCAUGGUUUUAAUUCUGCAUUUUAAGAUACUGACCAAACAUCAAGUGUGCACAACGCAUGCCAUUUUUUUUUAACAUGUUCAAUGUAGCAGUUGGUUUCUCUUAACCAGCAUAAGCGUUGCACCUCCACGUUGACUGUUUGGGUGUCAGGUCUUCUGAACCACCAGGUGACACAGUUUGGUUUGAACAGUGAUGGUGUGCCAUCUUCCCUCACUCCUAUCUCACUUUUGACAAAUGUGCUGGCAUGUUUUACAAGGUGGGAAAUGGGCAAACACAAGCCAGCAGACAGAUGGCAGUUAAUUGAGACAGUGCUUGGGAAGGUUGCCCUUUCUGCGAGCUGCUUUGACAGGAAAUCAGCCUUGAUUUGGAGGCUCCUCUCUAUUCCAAAAAUCAGUUUGGCUGCUGAAAUAGUGACAGUACUGGUUGAACUUUAGAGUCCAGCAGCUGUGGCUAGUGUGCAGAAAUCUUGGUUUCCCUCCCCCUGAUGUCAGACCUCAUAAAAUCCUGCAGGCCAGGUAUGAAGACAUGUAACGGGCACAUGCUUCCCUCUGGUAAUGAGCGCCACUAUUGACGUUCGUUAUUUAUCAUGGUUGUAUUUUUAACCUUUUUUUUUUUGGCACUACAUAUCCAGUAUGUUGAAAUGUUGUUAGUGUCUCAGGGUUGUAGCAUGAAGUUGUCAGUGAGGGAUGGCCAGCAGUAAUUUGUGUGCAGUCUUCAAAAAUCGCUGAAAACUACACAAAUAAUCGUCAGCUACUUGACUGUUGUGGGGUCUUAGAACUGGCCGGCGUACCACUCAGUAUUAUAACCUAAUUGUGUGUAUUGCAGUGCUGGACUAACAAUUUACAUGUCCUCAAGAGCUGUGUGUCAUCCAUCAGCAUCCUAAUGUUUUGAUAUGAGUAAAUGAAUAAUAGGCUAUCAGCUGAAACGUUUGAAUGUGCCAUUAAAUAUAAAGUCAUCAGUCUCAGUCUAUAUGUUUUGGAUUUUUUUUUUUUUAAGUUUGAAUAAAAAAAAAAGAUCUAGCAAGAUUCAAACUGAUACAAAAUAUUUUGUUCCCUUAUGUGAAGAAUAGCUAUGAAUGUUUUUUGCUAUGUUGUAUGAGAAAGGCUGAAAUUGACACUGAAAAAUAAUCAGUAACUAAAUGGAUUUAAAAAAAAAAAAAAAAAAAAGGUUUGGUGUGUUUUGGUUUUAUAUUUUGAAAGAGUUUGUGUUAAAGCCCAAGAAUUUUACCUACCUUUAUAUUCUUAUAAGAUGCAAUCCUUUUUGUUUGUUUAAUUUUUUAUUUUUUACUGGUACUUUAAUUUUGGAAUGAAUUUGCCUCUGCAAAGUCUAGGAUAGAAGGAUUUUUAAACAUUUUUUGAUUUGCACAUGAUGGUAUGUACUGUAAGUCAUAGUGCGGGGAGUUUGGUGGGGAUUGGUUUACCCCGAGUUCUGCAUGUGAGUGAAAUGUCAUUGAAACAAAAAUAUCGGUCUGUCGAAUUGCAGAUUCUUUUAUACACUUUAUUUCUCAGCUUUAGUGCACCAGAGUUGGUGCAUUGUCAUGAUGACUGUCAACAUGCUUCUUUUUUUUCUUACCUGCAUUACAUUUGACUCCGUUGACUUGAUCACAUGUUUCAGUGCAGUCCAUGCCCUCAUUGUUCAGGUUUAAAUCUACUCCAUUUUCAUCCUUAAAAUGUGCGAAUGGAGUGGGAACUUGAGCGUGAACUCAAAUCUGACUUUGUUGGGGCUCAGAGAGUAACCUACAGCAACAAGACGGAUAGGGCAGAUUUCAACUGUAGCAUAACUUUUCUUCCUAUGAAUAGCAAUAUUUUUUUUUGUACUGGCUGCUGGGUUGUAGCAACACUUUUCAUCAGCAUUGCAAGUUUUCACUCAUGCCCAAGUGUGAUUUCAUCAUGUUUUGCCAGCUUCAUUGUUUGACUGUCCCAAUGAUUUUAAUAAAGUUUUUAAGAGUUGG
Myripristis murdjan (pinecone soldierfish) is the source of this 5085-nucleotide messenger RNA. It is a transcript of the gene fbxo30a, whose product is annotated as F-box protein 30a. Gene Ontology annotation, molecular function: zinc ion binding; ubiquitin protein ligase activity; protein binding. The transcript is spliced from 3 exons. NCBI's taxonomy places the organism in Eukaryota, Metazoa, Chordata, Actinopteri, Holocentriformes, Holocentridae. Bases 253 to 2472 code for a protein of 739 amino acids. The record is from RefSeq and is a predicted model, not a curated record.